This is a messenger RNA of Strongylus vulgaris, 324 nucleotides long. The record is from the annotation of a GenBank genome assembly. Lineage: Eukaryota; Metazoa; Nematoda; Chromadorea; Rhabditida; Strongylidae.
AUGUUCCGCUGUAUUGGGAAUGCCGAGCCGACAGGAAGUUGUGACAGAGAAAUGAAAGGCUGUCCUGAUGAUAGUUCAUGUUUUUUGGGACCUUUUGGGCCAGGCCUAUGCUGCAACAAAAAGGUUGAAGAAGAAUGGUUGGACGAAUUGAAUCCAGAGUGUGAAGGACACAUGGAGUGGGGCGAAAAGGCAUGGAAGAAUAUAGAGUAUUUAUUGGGGCGCAAAUGUGCCCACAGAUUCUGUCCGAAAGACUACGUAUGCGUGCAAAAAAUACAUUUGGCCCAGUGCUGCCAAAGGGCAAACAAGACUGUUAAAGAACCUUGA